This is a messenger RNA of Staurois parvus, 307 nucleotides long. The record is from the annotation of a GenBank genome assembly. NCBI's taxonomy places the organism in Eukaryota, Metazoa, Chordata, Amphibia, Anura, Ranidae.
UUUCAGUACCAAAAGCGGUAACCCCAAACUACACUCGGGCUUACCAUGCGGCGUUGCUCAGGGAUCCCCUGCAGCGCUUACCUUGUCCUUCGCUCCCGCGAUGUGUCCCCUGCAGCAUCCCCGGCCAUUUCCUCCGGCCGAUGCCGUCAUCUGGCUUCCGUGUUGCGGUCCCUGUGAGCGUCGGGACGUACGGGGGCCGGAACGGCGGCAAAUUUAAAAAUUUUUAGAAACUGUCAUUUUCUUAGAAAUUAAUUUUGUCCCGAGUGCUUUGUCCUGUGCCCUGCCUGCAUUUUGACUGUUCUUUCUG